Messenger RNA from [Torrubiella] hemipterigena, 1510 nucleotides. NCBI's taxonomy places the organism in Eukaryota, Fungi, Ascomycota, Sordariomycetes, Hypocreales, Clavicipitaceae. The record is from the annotation of a GenBank genome assembly.
CUUUUUUUACUGUGCGUAAUACCCUAGCCAGAUACCACUUGUCAAACAGCCUGCGACGUAGGAUCCCGAUGGAAUAGCCCGUGGCGCAUAUCACCAGUCACGCUCGACAAGACAGUCAAGCACGCGACCACUUUCCACACUGAGCCAUUUUAUCGUCACAUUCAUCCUCGUUGCAGCGCUCCCACUCAGCAGCUGGGCUGUGUCGAGCCAGCCGGUCAGCCGCUUCAAGAUGCAGCGGUGUAACUGUGACGGCAGGCGAAAAUCGCCUAUCAUUUCUCUACAAUCAGACAAACAACGGUUGCCGUGAUCUUUCCGGUAUCCCCCACCCGUCUCCGUACCAAUCACCUGUCACGGCGAAAGACAUGAUGGCACGUCAGCCGGGCUGUGCUCCUGUGUGCGAUAAAUCAUGCUGUACAAGAAUGCAGUCUGAUAGCAAGGGUUUCUGAAAUAACGAUUUGUUUGGUCAGUGUUGGUAUUGGUGCCGAUGACUGGGCUCCUUUAACAUGCCGCGAUUCCCCUGCUGAACCACCGCGAGAUCUCGAGAGAAAAAGCAGGCUUUCUUUAUUACACUGUAUUUCAUCCCAAAAAAAAUGUUGCCAAAAGCUGUCCUGUAUCUUUCUCUUUUAUUUCCUGUCGCUCUUGCAGGUGACGAUUUCAGCUUACAAUGGGCAAUCUGCGAUCACAGCCCCCAACACACGCUGCAAAAGCUGGGCAUCGACCCUUCAACACCGCCAUACAAGGAAAACCCCAUUACAUAUUACGAUGAGUUACCGCCCGUAUAUAUUCACUCAGGGGUCAUGUUUCGGACGAAAACGCAUGGCGGCGAACCGUUGUCCACCAUCAAAGUUCGCUUCGGCCAGGAUACAGCCUCAGCACCGAGCAACGGAAACUGCACAUGGGCGCAAUAUGGACAGAAUGAACCGGCAUAUACCUGUGAGACGCGCGCCUGGCUAGACAGAUCCGAACCAAACCAUUUAUGGCACGACGAGCAGGUUGAAUUUGUGCAGCGGUAUAAACAAGUUGACUGGGAUGCGUUGGUACCCUAUGGUCCGUAUGCGAAUGCCAAGUGGAAAUUGAAGAUAGCGGGACACAAGGUCACCUUUGACGAUGUAGCCGCUGGCAAUCUUCACUUGAUGGAAAUUGAGGUAAAUGUUGACAAGUCUCACGCCCACAAAGUGCAAAAGGCCAUUACGAAGCGCUUGAAGAAGGCCGGUGUUGUGUUGUGCAAGCCGCAGCAGGGCAAAACAAUGCGUCUCUUCGAAGAUUUGGGUUAUUUAGAUGACAUGGCUAUGGAGCUAUAAGUUGUUUUUCUAUACUGAAUGAAGAAUUUGUUGUACUGGUUAGUUUCUGGGAAUAUCCAUUUAGGCCACUAACAACUACUAUGAAAUCAUCCAUACCCUAUGCCCUCGUCCGCCUUUAAGGAUAGUCAAGCGGUCACAGCAAAAUUAUUUCCAGAAUAUUUAUUAGUUACAGUUUGCUUAAAACAAUAUGCAACAUCUGGUAGACACAG